Anolis carolinensis (green anole) is the source of this 844-nucleotide messenger RNA. It is a transcript of the gene etfrf1, whose product is annotated as electron transfer flavoprotein regulatory factor 1. Gene Ontology annotation, cellular component: mitochondrion. The transcript is spliced from 4 exons. Gene Ontology annotation, biological process: respiratory electron transport chain. The record is from RefSeq and is a predicted model, not a curated record. The coding region runs from base 183 to 458 and encodes 91 amino acids. NCBI's taxonomy places the organism in Eukaryota, Metazoa, Chordata, Lepidosauria, Squamata, Anolidae.
UCUCUACCGUUCUCGAAUCUUGCGCAGGCGCACUAAGGGCAAGAAGCGUCCCAGCGCCCUUUUGCGCAGGCGCAAUGCUCAUUCUCCUCCCAAACAGCUGGCAAGAGCAGGAAGCUAUGGGAGCUCAAAGUACAGAACUGAUUUUUGGUAAAUGCCAGUGCAUAUGAACAAAGCGGGCCUGUAUGGAAACUCCAAACAUGACCAACCCUUUAAGAUAUGAAGUGUUGAAUCUUUACAAAAAUCUGUUGUAUCUUGGUAAGGAGUAUCCUAAAGGAGCGGACUACUUUCGAACCAGGCUGAAGAAGGCUUUCUUGAAAAACAAAGGGGUGACGGAUCCCGAGGAAAUCAAGCAGCUCGUUGCGCGAGGAGAGUUUGUAAUGAAAGAGCUGGAGGCGUUAUAUUUCCUUCGAAAAUACCGGGCUCUGAAACAACGCUACUAUGAGGACGAUAACAAGUGAACCUACAACACAGCCAGAUUUGGUUGCAUAUGGAUAGUGCCCAGAGCUUCUCCCAGAUUUACUUGGAAGGGUUUGUGAAAAGAUGACUGACAUUUAACGAAGUGCAAACUGCAGUUAUGUGGCACAUUAGUAAAGAUACCAGAACUGACUGCUGGGAAGUUGUGGUCUGCACUUCAGCUUUUCAAAGAACCAAAGUAACAACGAUAACUGGCAAGGAGCCUAAAAUGCAAGAAACCAAUUCUGCCUUUUGAGGAAAACAGCAAACAGCAGAAACACAGAAUGUUUUUAUUAUCAUUAUUAAUUACAACAGGAGUCGUACUGUUUGUGACGUACAGUGUUCUUAUCACUUGACAGCACAUGCUGCUAAUAAAACGUUUGUAAAGGUU